CUCGAACUGUUUUAUAUCAUUACUAAGUCCCCGUGAUUAGGGAUUUAUUUAUUCAGCCCCGAAAAUAAGUCCGCAAACAGAGCAUUGCGAAAGAUAAAGAAAUCCCUUAAAAAGGACCAACACCAUUUAGUUGGGUCUCGCAAAUAUGGCAGAAAUGCGUAAAAAGUCGCACACCGAGGAAUUCGAAGGAAUGCCAGCUCUGUUCAGGGCCAUGUCCUCCUCUCCAAACGAUGGAUACACCUACAAUUGGACCGUGGUCUCGUUUUCAACGGCUGGACAACCAGGUUCCGGCCCAAACUGCACCGUGUUGUAUCUGGAUCAGUGCACAUCCUGGAAUAAGUGUAGACAGACCUGCCUGAAAACCGGAGCCACCAGCUACAGGUGGUUUCAUGAUGGAUGUUGCGAGUGCGUGGGAGAACAGUGCAUAAAUUACGGCGUGAACGAAAGCAGAUGUCGUCUGUGUCCUGAACCGGGAAUUGAAGAUGAAGAGGAUUGAACCAUAUUAUCACAAAAAUAAAUAUUCUAAUGCCAGUUAGAAGCUUAAAACUGGGUGCGAUACCAAUGCUAGUUGUAAUUCUUAUUAAAUUUUAAGAUUUUCGGGAUUCACGAGUUGUUUUGGCUUAACAAAAAUAAAAUA
This is a messenger RNA of Drosophila santomea, 637 nucleotides long. Its product is annotated as protein twisted gastrulation. The transcript has 2 exons. The record is from RefSeq and is a predicted model, not a curated record. NCBI's taxonomy places the organism in Eukaryota, Metazoa, Arthropoda, Insecta, Diptera, Drosophilidae. Gene Ontology annotation, biological process: regulation of BMP signaling pathway. The coding region runs from base 146 to 496 and encodes 116 amino acids.